Molecule: messenger RNA, 1463 nt
Organism: Aphis gossypii (cotton aphid)
Lineage: Eukaryota; Metazoa; Arthropoda; Insecta; Hemiptera; Aphididae
Product: L-aminoadipate-semialdehyde dehydrogenase-phosphopantetheinyl transferase
Exons: 3
Coding region: 205-1053 (282 amino acids)
Cellular component (GO): cytosol
Molecular function (GO): holo-[acyl-carrier-protein] synthase activity; magnesium ion binding
Source: RefSeq, a predicted model, not a curated record
CUUUACAUAUUAUCAUAAUAGCUAUUGCUAUUGGAUUAUGUUCAAACGUUAAAACUGAUUCCGAUUGUGGUGAACCACUGUUAGAAAAAGCAGUACUAAGAGCAACUUCUUCAUUACCAGACAGAGGACCAGAAAAUGCUAUUCUCAAUGGUGUUUAAGUGUAUCAUAGUGGCUGUUUAACUGUCCCAAAGAAUAUAAAUUUUUAUGCACAUCAUUUUUACAAAAUUCGCACAGUACGAUUCUACAAUGACAACGUCAAACAGGGUUCGUUGGGUAUUCGAUUGUGGCAAUUGGUUUCCAUCAGAAAGUGAUUGGUCUAAAGUUUCUCGUUCUAUACAACUUGAAGAAAAAGAAAGAAUUGGUCGAUUUGUUUUUAAACGAGAUGCUAAACGUUCAAUUAUAGGACAACUAAUGAUUAGAAAAUUUUUAUCAGAAGCUACUCAUUUACCUUGGUCUCAAAUAAAAACAAAAAGAGAUUUAAAUAACAAACCCAUAAUAGAAGGAUUUAAUUUAAAUUUUAAUGUAUCACAUGAUGGAAACUAUGUUGUAUUAGCUGGUGAAGAAAAUAUUAGUGUAGGAAUAGAUAUCAUGAAAAACUGUUAUAAAGGUGGAAAAAGUUUAAAUGAAUUUUUUAGAUUAAUGCAUAGAAAUUUCCAUUUAAAGGAGUGGGCUUAUAUUAAUAAAGGAACAGAUAUAAAAAAAACUAGUUCAUUUUAUCGAUUUUGGUGCUUAAAAGAAAGUUAUGUUAAAGCAACCGGUACUGGGCUAACAAUUGAUCUAAAAAAUAUAUGUUUUGUUCCACAAAAUGAGUUGAAAAAACAUUCAAUAUUGAAUGAUACUAAAUUAUUUAUUAAUGAUAAACUAAUGUCAGAUUGGAGUUUUCAUGAAUAUUUAUAUGAUGAUUAUAUAAUAACUGUGUGCAUCAAAGGAUCUAUAACCCCAGUUAACUUUAAGCUUAUAACUUUCCAAGACCUAAUAAGUAAUGCAGAAAUGAUAACAGAAGAAGAUGAAAAUUACUGUAAAUUAUUCUUGAAUAAAGAAGAACAACCUUAGCUAUAAAUUAAUUUUUACAUGUUCAGAAAUACAUUUUUCUUGUAUAUAUUAUAAUAUAUAUAUUGAAUAUAUUAUUAUAAUAACAUAUUAAAUUAUACUUGUAUUUUUUUCAAAUAUUAAAACAACAAUAAUGUUAAUAUUGAUCUUUUAGAUAGUAAGUUAUUUUAAAAAUAAUAUGGAAGGUAAUAAGUAAAUGUAUUUGUUUUAUGAUAUAAUAUUGCAUGUUAUGUAGUAAUAGUAAAUAGUUAUUAUACUUAUGAAGAAUUGGUUGUAUAAUUUUGUUUUCUUGACAAGCAUAAUAAAAGGGUUUAUUUGAUUAUGCGUGCCUUGUACAAGUAGUUAGUUGCCAAGGAGGAAAUGUUAUUGACUGGUACCAAUAAAAAUAAAAAAUAAAAAAUAUUUUAUUUAUU